Molecule: messenger RNA, 1425 nt
Organism: Adineta ricciae
Lineage: Eukaryota; Metazoa; Rotifera; Eurotatoria; Adinetida; Adinetidae
Source: the annotation of a GenBank genome assembly
AUGGAUUCUCUGUCAAGUGAAUCAAAACGUUUCAGUUGUCGAUUAUUUCUGAAACAUGUAUUCUAUGGGUUUAUAACUGAAUAUGAAACACAGAAAAUAGUCACAAUUCAUAGUUAUACGAUCACAGCUUUAUUACGUUUCAUUCAAAUCAUUCUUCUAUUAUAUUCGUUUGGCUACUUACUCAUCUAUAAGAAAGGUUAUCAAUAUCAAGAUACCUCCAUAAUUUCAUCUGUUACGUUGAAAGUCAAAGGUAUUGGUUAUGUGCACAAAGGUCCAAAUGACUCGUACGUAUUUGAUGGAACAGAUUAUAUUAUACCACCGUCGGAAAAUAAUGCUAUAUUUAUCAUGACAAAUUUCAUUGCAACAGAACAAAGUCGAUCCACAUGUGUAGAAAGUCCAGCAGUUCCAUUCGCCUUUUGUAAAAAAGAUAGUGAUUGUCAAAAGAAACCCGACAGAUCGGAUAUGAAUGGUCGAUGGACUGGCCGAUGCUCAGCAGCCUCAAAACUCAGCGGGAACGAAACAACGAACUCUACACAACGUUUAUGUGAAAUUCAAGGUUGGUGUCCUGUGGAAGAUGAUAGACAAAAACCAACUGUUAUUCAAGAUAUUCCGAAUUUUACGAUAUUUUUGAAAAACUUUAUGGAAUUUCCUACAUUCAAUGUAAAACACAAGAACAUAGGUGAAAACCUGAAAUCAUGUGUGUACGACCCGUUGACUAAUCCGAGCUGUCCGAUAUUCCGCCUGAGUUACAUCUUAAAUGAAGCAGAAAAAAAUGCUACCGAACGAGAACUUAUGUUACUUUACGGCGCAGUCAUACGUGUGAAACUCGAUUGGGAUUGUAAUUUAGAUCGAAACAUCAAAUUGUGUAAACCGGUCUACUCGUUUGCACGUCUCGAUACGCCAUUUCAUGAAGAAACAUUUUCAGUAGGCUUUAAUUUUCGUUUUGCAUCGAAUUGGAAAUAUAAAAACUCCUAUCGACGUUCGUUACGAAAAGCUUACGGUCUUCGCUUCAUUAUUUCCGUUAGUGGAAAAGCUGGAAAAUUUGAUUUCAUUACAUUGACAUUAAAUACAGGUUCAUUAGUUGGCAUUUUUGGAUUAGCUUCGUUUGUCUGCGAUUACAUUCUUCUCAAUCUAAGUAAAAAAGCAGCAGUCUAUAGAGAACAAGUCUUUCAACGCUUUCGUUCAAGACCAGCAAGUAUGGAUCAAUCUGUGUUACAACUAAAACCUCGAAAGACUGACGUAUCGACAAUAUUCCAAAAUCCUUCUGUAACCGAACGAGAACUAACGCCAGUUUACCACUUGUCUGGAUCUCCACAAAGGAUUCAUAAUCUUGCCAAUACAUCGUUAUCAUCAUCAGUCCUCGGUCAGCGAAAUCGACUGCUAAGUUUUCAAGCAAAUUUAGGUCUAACGAAUCCAGUAAACUGA